AUGUCUCUCGUCUUCGCCAUCCUCGCUGGGGCUCUCACUUUCUCGUCUUCCUUCGCCGGAGGACCCAACAAGCACGAGAGGAAAUACGACUCGGGUAUAUCUUACGCUUUAACAGCUUGCGUAUUUUUCUCCGGUCUCCUCGCCGAGGUCCACAACCUAUUUGACGAUGUCAUACCCGAUCGUGACGACCCUACAUACAGGAAACUGGGAAUUUUCGCCGGUCUGAAAAUGCUGAUUUUCUCGUCCCUCGUCGCCACCGUCGUCACCGUCCCAUUCGUUUUCAUCUCCGGCGAGCAUCACGAUUUGAAGAGGGUAAUGGAUUGGUUUGCAAAGGGGAAAGCUGCUUACGUGAAGACUAUGGUUAGUCAAGCCGUUGCGUGGCAGAUUUACUGGGUUGGGAUCGUGGGUCUCGUGUGCGUAGUCUCGAGUGUGUUCUCAAACGUGAUCAGCGUCUGUACGUGGCCCCUCGUAUCGCUCCUGGUGCUUCUGUUCCAUUACGUAGACAAUCAGUACGAUGUCUUUAACGGAAUUACCAUAGGCAUUGCUGCUCUAAGCGUAGCGUCUUACAUAUACAUGAUUCACAAACAAGCUAGUGACGGUGACGGUGACGGUGACGGUGACGAGGCCACGAGCUAA
Molecule: messenger RNA, 636 nt
Organism: Camelina sativa (false flax)
Lineage: Eukaryota; Viridiplantae; Streptophyta; Magnoliopsida; Brassicales; Brassicaceae
Source: RefSeq, a predicted model, not a curated record